Molecule: messenger RNA, 837 nt
Organism: Carcharodon carcharias (great white shark)
Lineage: Eukaryota; Metazoa; Chordata; Chondrichthyes; Lamniformes; Lamnidae
Product: probable G-protein coupled receptor 139
Exons: 1
Coding region: 1-837 (278 amino acids)
Biological process (GO): G protein-coupled receptor signaling pathway
Cellular component (GO): membrane
Molecular function (GO): G protein-coupled receptor activity
Source: RefSeq, a predicted model, not a curated record
AUGGCGACAGCAGACUUGCUUGUAUUGGUCUUCAACGUAACUGUCUAUCACGUUUUCAGCUAUCACUUUGCACAUUCGUUCCUCUCCUACACCGCCAUGUGCACGCUCUUCAAUUACCUGAAUUCAAUCAGCCUGUGCAUGUCGGUAUGGUUUACAGUAUUGUUCACAUUUGACCGAUUUGUAGUUAUAUGUUGGGAGAAGUUUAAAGUAAUUUAUUGCAGAGUGAGAACGGCUGCUGUAGUUAUAACGGCCGCCACAGUCCUGAUCUGCUCAGAGAACAUCCCAUUGUUCUUUGCAUACGGACCUGAACGAUUAAUUGACCAUGUUCCCUGGGGCUGUCGUACCAAACUGAGCUUCUUCAUGUCGCCUGCAGGUGAGGCGUACUCCUGGCUGCACAGUGUUUUAGUCCCGUGGCUUCCUUUUGCUCUGAUAUUACUGUUUAAUUGUUUGACAGUCAGGCGUAUUUUAGUAGCCAACAGGUCUCGAAGGGCAGUGCGCGGCUACAGAAGCGAGAGUCAAAGCGACCCAAAGAUGGAGAGCCGCAAGAAAUCCAUCAUUUUACUCUUUGCUGUAUCCGGUAGUUUUAUCCUGCUGUGGCUGACCGCUUCCGUGAGCUUUUUAUCUACCAGAAUAACAAACACAGCACACUACCGAGGUGAUUAUGCAGCUCCUGCAUACCUUGCCACUGAAACCGGAUAUAUGCUCAUGUAUUUGAGUUCCUUCACAAACACUUGCAUUUAUGCAACCACACAAGCUAAAUUCAGGGGAGAGCUGAAGAAAGUGGUUAAAUCUCCUUGGAACUGUAUUCUCUUAUUUGUCAGGCGAAUGGGCAAUUAA